Molecule: messenger RNA, 315 nt
Organism: Gregarina niphandrodes
Lineage: Eukaryota; Apicomplexa; Conoidasida; Eugregarinorida; Gregarinidae
Exons: 1
Coding region: 1-315 (104 amino acids)
Source: RefSeq, a predicted model, not a curated record
AUGGACUGGCACGCGAGGGCUAAGACUGGCGUUAGGGCUGCUACCGCUGGCCGUAUCGAUAACGAGAGAACCUUGGACAGCGCCUUGUUACUGAUCGAAACACUACCAGAAGAGAUCCAUCAGGAGACUUACUACGGUAGUAUUAGCAGAUACAGAGGCGGUCACACGGAUGAAGCGACGGGCGGUCAAAACGUUGUGACCCAACUCAGCAUGCACAGGCCAUUACACAAGGUCUCACUCAGCAUGCACAAGGUCUCACAAACAAGAGAGCAUCAACGAGCCAUGAAUCACAUUCACGGCUUUGAGCACCCUUAA